AUGGGUUCGAGUUCUAAGCGGGAGCGUUGUGAUUCCCAGUCACUACCCGAGAGAAACUCAUUGAACGGUGAUAAUAUCGAGCACGAAGGCGAUAUUCUUACUCCAUUCACCUAUCAAUGUAGGCUUUCAACGUUGCAGUAUUUUAAGAUGUACUUGCUCACUGUAACAAUACUCCCUUUUCGUGCUUUGAUAAUUGGUUUCCUUUUCAUUGCUACACUUCUCGUUGCAAAUAUAUUCUGGAUUGGACACGGCUCGAAAUCUCAAGUAAAACCUAUCUGCGACUUUAGAAGGUGGCUUAUCCUGCCGAUCGUACGUAUGUCUGCUCGACUUGUCUUCUUUGCUGGGGGAUUCCAUUGGAUUAAAAUCCAAGGAAUACGUGCGUCACGUAAAGAAGCGCCUAUUAUGGUUAUUGCACCUCAUUCAUCCUUCCUUGAUGCUCUUGUUGUUGUGGUUCUUGGCUUGCCAUCCGUUGUUGGGAAAACGGAGUCAGCGGAAUCUUUUGUUGGUGGAUUUGUCAGGAUGCUCGAACCCAUUCUGGUUAACCGAGAAGAUCCCAAUUCCAGGAAGAAAGCAAUUCAAGAGCUUAUUCGUCGUGCAAAAUCAGAAGAGGAUUGGCCUCAGAUUGUUAUUUUCCCGGAAGGCACUUGCACCAAUCGAAGCUGUAUUGCAACGUUCAAACCAGGGGCUUUCAAUGCAGGUGUACCGGUUCAACCAGUAAUCGUUCGCUGGCCAAAUAAAGUGGACAGCGUGACUUGGGUCUGCGAAGGUCCUGGUGUGUUUAAGUUACUAUGGUUGUUGCUGUCACAGUUCAACAAUAGAUUGGAAAUCGAAUUUUUACCAGUUUAUCAACCAAACGAAGAUGAACAAAUGGACGCUCAAUUAUAUGCUAAUAAUAUCCGUCGGAUCAUGGCGGAACAUUUGAAUGUCCCACUCUGCGAUUUAUCUUACGAUGACUUCUGUCAAAUCAGAAUAGCAUUCAAGUAUAAAAUACCAGGAUAUGAAACAGUAGUUUAUUUGAACUCCUUACUCCAAAUGAUGUUUGCGCUUGAACAUAAUUGUGAUUUGAUAACGGAUGAAGAUAAACAAGCGGAAUGGUUUCAAAGACGUCUUGAAAGCAUGCUUGGUGUAUGCCGACGUAAACCGUACUUAUCACGAAUGGAAUUUACUCAAACACUAUUUCAAACAAGUCAACCUAAUUCAAAAGCUAAUUAUCUAAUCAAUUUAGUUGUGAAAUAUUAUAGUGAUCCAUCAUCAAAUAAUCUCAAUUUUCGUAUGUGUAUGGUUCAUACAUCUAUGCUACUAUUUCCAAAGUUGCCUCAUCAAGCAUUUUACUAUGCUACAAAGGCAUAUAAUCUGUGUUCUUCACAAUCUGAUGUAAAUAUGGCGAAAGAUUGGGAAAUUAGUCGUUCUGAUGCAGCGGAGUUAUUGGGUUUUGCGUUCACUUUAGAAAAUGACGAAACAGUUAAUCUUAUACUUGAUCGUGCUUACCUGAUAUAUAAAUCUACUCAUUCAGAUAAUUCAUCCAGUGGAAUUAGUGGGGAGUACUUAUAUGAGGGCCUUUUAUAUCACCUGCCGGAUGUAGCUAAUUGUUAUGCUCAUUUUGAUGCAGAAAUCAACAAAGUUUUUGGUCGUCAUCGUCGUUCAUUAAUCGACUCAACUUCUACAUCAGAAAGUGAUCUUAAUGAUUUAAAAUCAACACAUUCUGUCCCUGUAGUUAAUUCUUUGAAUGCUACAAGCUGUCCAAACAUUACAACUAUCUCAAAUAAAAAAACUGAAAUAUUGCCCAGUCAUUUUGAGUGCAUUGAUGUUACAGAAAUCCCACCAAUUGAAACUAAUAAUUAUUCUGAAAAAUUGAAAGAUAAUGUCCACCUAAGCAACAGUCCGCUCAGAGAUGAUCAAAGUAUUAACUUUCGUGGGCGUUAUUCUGAACGUGGUAUAUAA
Molecule: messenger RNA, 1941 nt
Organism: Schistosoma curassoni
Lineage: Eukaryota; Metazoa; Platyhelminthes; Trematoda; Strigeidida; Schistosomatidae
Source: the annotation of a GenBank genome assembly